UAACAAGUAUCCAAGUAUCCUCGUUCGCCUUAGCUGUUACUACGAUACCCCCAGGGCUCGUUGAGCCAACAUGGCCAGCGACAACCCAUCACCCGAGGACAAGCUGCGGUACGAUGCCGCGAAGAAGGAGCUCCUGCAGGCCCUCUCAAAGCGGCGGAACGUAGACAAACAGCUGUCCCACCUAGAGGUGCAGAUAUACAACCUCGAGGCGUCGUACCUGACGGACAGCGCGGCGCACAGUGGCGGGAACAUCCUCCACGGCUUCGAGGGUUACCUGAAGAACCCGACCGGAGGGCGGAAGAAGUACGAGAUCCACGACAACGACCGUAUGUUCUCGAACAGCAGCACGACGUACAAGAAGUCGCUCGAGCUCUCCGGCGAAGGCGAAGAGUCAGGACCCGGGGAUGACUCGCGAAUGUCGACCCCCGGUCUCACAACAGUGAUUGUCCCUCCUGCUCCGCGGAAUCAGGAGCUCACCGCCGCGCAGCAGAAGAAGAAUAGGGAUCGCGAAUACCAGAGAAAGAAGCGGGCGAGUGCGCGCGCGACGGCCACCCCCAUGAGCGAGGAUGACAGCCAGAGCGUCGCUUCGUCAGGACGGAGGCCGACGAAGAGGGCGCGUCUGGCGGACGACGACUAGCACGGUGCAGCUGAGUCGCGAUGGCGUGGUCGUCGUCGCACAGACACCUGUACGCUGCCGGGACCGCUACUUACUAUGGGUAUGUGAUGAUGACCUGUGGUUUGGGACUGUUGUAGGAUUAUCCGACUAUGCUGUA
This is a messenger RNA of Fomitopsis serialis, 773 nucleotides long. Its product is annotated as NuA4-domain-containing protein. Bases 71 to 637 code for a protein of 188 amino acids. Lineage: Eukaryota; Fungi; Basidiomycota; Agaricomycetes; Polyporales; Fomitopsidaceae. Gene Ontology annotation, cellular component: NuA4 histone acetyltransferase complex. The transcript has 3 exons. The record is from RefSeq and is a predicted model, not a curated record.